AUGGGCAAAAGAGCACAUGGAGCUCCCGAGCCCUGGCGUUUCCAUCGCCCCGCAAGAGGCUCCAAGCGUGUUCAAGUACAGCGUCCUGCGGCUUCUGACUUGCGCCAUCCAGCAGCCAUCCCAGCAGCCAAACAGCAGCCAAACAGCGCCUCUAGUUCCUGGCAGGUGCUGCAGCCGCUGCUCAUUGGCCGCCAUGCCGCAGCCUCGCCCCGCCCAGCCUCUGCGCCGCGGCCUGUGACUGGCGGUGGGCUUCGCGCUGCUGCCCCCUCCACCGCUAGCAGCGCCCUCGCCCAGCUGUCAGUGGCCUGUCACGGCGCCCUGGGCUUCUGCCUCUCGCCCAUUGUCGCUGCUCAGGGGUCUGGUCCCCUAGGUCCACCUGCGGUUUUAGGGCCCUCAGCGCACCCUCCUCCACCGUCGCCUCCUGUCUAG
This is a messenger RNA of Trichoderma gamsii, 429 nucleotides long. RefSeq lists its product as hypothetical. The coding region runs from base 1 to 429 and encodes 142 amino acids. NCBI's taxonomy places the organism in Eukaryota, Fungi, Ascomycota, Sordariomycetes, Hypocreales, Hypocreaceae. The transcript is spliced from 2 exons. The record is from RefSeq and is a predicted model, not a curated record.